AGAGUGAAAUAGCAGCAUAUUGGGGCAAAUUUAUUAGAAUGGGCAUGGUGACACUUUCUGGUCUUGAUUCCAGCAUGGGUCUCUGGACCAGAAUAUCUCCCACAUCUACCAGCUCUGUCAUAAUAUUGUUUCUCGUGAAACAGUAUUUUCACUCCCAGGCCAAAGGAUCUCUGCUGAAAAAAACCACUACUGAAUGGAAUAAAUAUAAACAGGAAUGCUUAAAAAUGCUACAGGAAUCAACAAUAGAUACUGGAAUACAUUGCAAUGGGACAUUUGAUCAGUUUGUUUGCUGGCCUUACUCACGCCCAGGAAAUGUCUCUGUUCCUUGUCCUUCAUAUUUGCCAUGGUUGGAAAAUGGAAGCGUAGGACAUGUAUACAGAGUCUGCUUGGAUGAAGGGAUUUGGCAAACAAAGGAAAAUUCCACAGACAUUUGGCGGGAUAGUUCAGAAUGUUCUGAGAAAAAUCAUUUCAAAAAAAAAGAAGAAGAACAUAAACUACUUACCACAUUACAGCUGUUAUACACCAUUGGAUAUUACUUUUCUCUGAUCUCACUUGUAUUAGCUCUGCUUAUACUUUCUUUACUCAGAAAACUACACUGCACAAGAAACUACAUCCAUAUGAAUUUAUUUGCAUCUUUUAUCUUGCGUGCCACAGCAGUUCUUAUAAAAGACACUGUAUACUACAAUAUUUACUCAAAGAGACCAAAUGAUGAAACUGGAUGGAUAUUAUACCUCAGUCCAGAGAUUGUAGUAAUUUGCAGGACUGCCCAGUUUUUCAUGCAUUACUUUGUUGGGGCAAAUUACUUUUGGCUAUUAGUAGAAGGAAUUUAUCUGCACACAUUAUUGAUAACUGUGGUACUCUCUGAAAAACGACUGCUGCAGACAUACAUUGUGAUAGGAUGGGUUGUUCCAAUCCUGUUUGUGGGCCCUUGGGGAAUAAGCAGAUCCAAACUGGAGAACACUGGAUGCUGGGGAACAAAUGAACACAUGGGAAUCUGGUGGAUCAUCCGAGGACCAAUGUUGUUUUCCAUUACAGUUAACUUUGGCAUCUUCUUAAAAAUUCUCAGGAUGCUGAUUUCCAAACUAAAAGCUCAGCAAAUGAGCUUUCAUGACUACAAAUACAGAUUGGCAAGAUCUACGCUUGUGUUGAUUCCAUUGCUGGGGAUCCAUGAAUUUGUAUUUACCUUCAUCACUGAUGAACAGGUGGAAGGACUUCCAAGGCAUAUAAGACUUUUCAUUCAGCUGACAAUGAGCUCAUUUCAUGGUUUUUUGGUAGCAGUUCUGUAUUGCUUUGCUAAUGGAGAGGUGAAAGCAGAGCUCCAGAAGCAGUGGUCCCGUUUCCUGCUGGCAGAUCCCUUUGGCUGCAAACUCUGCUUUCUUGGGGAAAACAUAAAAUACCUCCGAAAAUGUUCACAGAAACGAAAAAACCAGCACCUCAGCAGCAAACACCGCUCAUGCCUGGAGGUGAGCACACCCUGGGGCAUGCAGCUGCAGCAGGUGCUGGUUAGGCAGAGAACAGACUUCAGCCCGGAGCCAGGCUCUGUUCUCCCAUCCCACCCACGGAUAAGCAUGUCAGACAGCAGCGAGGGAGAGUUCACCACUGGAGAAACAACUGAGGAAGUCUUUGAGGAAAGUGAGAUUUAGAAAGCUGUCCACUGGGACAGCACCUCCAACAACCAGUGUUGUGAAAGACCUUCUCUCACCUCCAGACUGUUCAGAGUUCUGGGAUAUGCAAUGCAAGGAGGAAGGAGUUAAUAUCCCAGAUGUUCCAGUUUUCUUAAUGUGAGAAAAAUCAUAUCUGGAUGUUGCUACCUGUGUGACUGGGUAGAAGAGGUCUGAAUGAAAAUAUGCUUUGAGCUGACCAGUCUGGAAGGAAACUGAUGCUGAGAGUGAUGUGCAGAGGAAAGCAGAAUGUACUCUGGAAACAAGUAGACUCUGAAUGCACAUUGUGUCCCAGCAGCUUCAUCCAUACCUGACUGCUGUUUGACUCACAUAAUAAAGAAGUUGUUAAUUUUUCUUUUUCAUAUGAGUGUGUCAUAAAUAAAGAUAUCUGUGUGGAAGACUUUCUUCACAGAUUGAAAUCAUCCCUCAUCUCAAAAAAACACCCCAAUUUCAGACCAAACCAGACAUAUUUUGUUUAAGCAAAAUAACAGGAUAUAUAUAUAUAUACCUAUAUACAUUAAAUCCACAAAACCAAGCUUGGGUAGAAUGAAACUUCUGCUUGCAUUUUAAUUCUCACAUACAACUGAUCCAGAGACCUAUGAAAUUCAAUCAAGUUUGUUAAGUUCCAGUUUCCAAAGGGGUGAACAUAAGCCAACUGGCAUACUGAAAGGAAAAAAAAGAAAAAGGCAGCAGAAAGGUUAGCAGGUACUAUUUAUCUACAAUAUAAAUACCUGCCCUAGCUCACACGUGUUCAUUCUCUAGCCUGCAGCCAGUUACACAGCACAGUUAUUCAUUUUCCCUGUACUUCACUGGCAAGCAUUCUAUUUUAACACAGAUGUCUGCAAACGUAAAAAAACCAUAACUUGGGCAACUGGCUCCAGGUUUGACCACGUGACCUCUAGAGGGUCCUCCGCACCUCAACCAGCCCGUGUUUCAGUGAGAACACCAUAUGUCAAAUAACUGGUUUCAAGGGCUGCUUGCGGGUUCUAUUCACACAGCUGGUCCCCACCAGGUGCCCAUGCUGUGCCUGUCCUUAUGGCUUUCCCUGCUCCUGCACCUCUCCACGGGGUGGCUUUGUUCUCUGCUCCCUGCUGCCAGCUUUGCAACCCCAAAGGACACGUGUUUAGGACAGGUGGCUUCUAUCUUCAGUGUGUUGUUUGAGCAGUAUGAUUGUAUGCAGCUUAUAUAACUUACCAAUGCUUUUAAAAUUAUUUAUCAGACUACAAAGAUUUAGCCAUGUAAACUUUACAAUAUACUGUUGUGUUGCAAAGAACAGAUCAAUUAAUUGACUAGCACUAGGUCAAGAACAGAUUUGAGCUAUCACAUUUCUGGCACUUCAAAAAGUAUUUCUUUUACUGUUUUAUCUGUCUUUAACAAUCUAUUUAAUAAA
This is a messenger RNA of Myiozetetes cayanensis, 3051 nucleotides long. RefSeq names its product glucagon like peptide 2 receptor (gene GLP2R). Gene Ontology annotation, biological process: adenylate cyclase-modulating G protein-coupled receptor signaling pathway; cell surface receptor signaling pathway. The record is from RefSeq and is a predicted model, not a curated record. The coding region runs from base 39 to 1643 and encodes 534 amino acids. Gene Ontology annotation, cellular component: plasma membrane. NCBI's taxonomy places the organism in Eukaryota, Metazoa, Chordata, Aves, Passeriformes, Tyrannidae. Gene Ontology annotation, molecular function: glucagon receptor activity; peptide hormone binding. The transcript has 13 exons.